CGUUCUACCUUACUUCUACCGUUUUUUUAUUUUACUUUAUCGCUUUCGAUCUUCUUUCCGCGGGACUCGUCGACCCCUCUAUUUCUCGCGAUCUGAUGUCGCGGUGUCGUCAAGUCUGCUCUUGAUGAAUCUGUUUGCGGUCGGAUCCUGAAGCUGUCCACGACGCGGAUGAGGGAUAGUAAGGCCGACGCCGUAUCCCCUUGCUGCCCGUCAUGGCGCAGCAGCAGCAGCUGGCUCUCGAGACCCUCGAUGCCAUCACGAGGGAUCUGAAAUCGAGGGCGGGAGACGAAGUCCGGAAACGAGCUGCUCUCCAGCUGAGGGAGCUAGUAGAUGUUUGUCAGAGAGAUUUCCCACCCGAGCAGUUUCACAUAUUCUACAAUUCCGUAAAUAAUAAGAUCACUACGUUGAUGCUCCAUGGCAACGAUUCUUCCGAGCGGCUGGGCGGUGUCUAUGCCCUCGACGCCCUCGUCGAUGUCGAGGGUGUCGAUGUUACCGCCAAAUAUACCCGAUUCACCGCGAAUCUGAAGGCGAUCCUGAGAGGGAAGGAUAUCGUUCCUAUGCAACCCGCUGCCGUCGCUCUCGGCAAGCUGUGCCAGCCCGGAGGGUCGCUGAUAUCGGAGCUGGUCGAAUCCGAGGUCAAGACCGCUCUCGAGUGGCUUCAGUCGGACAGGGUGGAGGAGAAGAGAUAUAGCGCCGUCCUGGUCCUCCGCGAGCUCGCCCGGAACGCGCCUACGCUGAUGUACGCUUACGUCGGCCUCGUCUUCGACCUCGUGUGGGUCGGUCUCCGCGAUCCGCGCCAGCUUAUCCGCGCGACCUCCGCCGAGACCGUCAGCGCCUGUUUCAUGAUCAUCCGCGAGCGAGAUCAGGAGAUGAAGCAGGCGUGGAUGACCAAGAUGUAUAACGAGGCCCAGGCCGGUCUCAGGACGGGCACCGUCGAGUACGUCCACGCGUCGUUGCUGGUGCUCAAGGAGCUCCUCGAACAAGGCGGCAUGUACAUGCAGGAUCAUUACCAGAACGCCUGCGAGAUAGUCUUCACCCACAAGGAUCAUCGCGACGUGACGAUUCGCAAGACCGUCGUCCUGCUGAUCCCCGACCUGGCGAACUACAACCCGACCGAGUUCGCGCACACCUACCUCCACCGCUUCAUGGUCUACCUCUCCGGCAUGCUCAAGAAGGACAAGGAGCGCAACGACGCUUUCUUCGCCAUCGGAAACGUCGCCAACGCCGUCAAGAGCGCUAUCGCGCCGUACCUCGACAGCGUUCUCAUCUACGUCCGGGAAGGCCUCAGCCUCCAGUCUCGGAAGCGGGGCUCCGUCGACCCGGUCUUCGACUGCAUCAGCAGGCUUGCGGUCGCGGUCGGCCAGACGCUCAGCAAAUACAUGGAAGCCCUGCUGGAUCCCAUCUUCGCGUGCGAGCUCACUCCCAAGCUGACUCAGGCCUUGGUCGACAUGGCUUUCUACAUACCGCCGGUGAAGGCCACCAUCCAGGAGAGGCUCCUCGACAUGCUCAGCAAGGUCCUCUGCGGAGAGCCCUUCAAGCCCCUCGGAGCUCCCACCCCGAACACGCUCUCGGCCGUCCCCAUCAUACCGAGGGACGCCAAGGACCCGCAGGCGUACGAGCACCGGAAAGCCGAGGUGAAGCUGGCGCUGAACACGUUGGGGAGCUUCGACUUCUCAGGCCACAUACUGAACGAGUUCGUCCGCGACGUCGCCAUCAAGUACGUGGAAGACGACGACCCCGAGAUCCGCGAGGCGGCGGCCCUCACGUGCUGCCAGCUCUACGUGCGAGAUCCCAUCGUGAACCAGACGAGCUACCACGCGUUGCAGGUCGUCGGCGACGUCAUCGAGAAAUUGCUAACCGUAGGCGUGUCCGACCCGGAACCGACCAUACGACAGACGGUCCUCGCGGCUCUCGACGAGCGCUUCGACCCUCACCUCGCCAAGGCGGAGAACAUCCGGACCCUCUUCUUCGCGCUCAACGACGAGGUGUUUGACAUAAGGGAAGUAUCGAUUUCUAUCAUAGGUCGUCUAGCGCGGUACAACCCGGCCUACGUCAUCCCCUCGCUCCGGAAGACUUUGAUACAGAUGCUUACUGAGCUUGAGUUCUCCGACGCCCCGCGCAACAAGGAGGAGAGCGCCAGGCUCCUCAGCCACCUCGUUCAGAACGCCGGGCUCUUGGUCAAGCCGUACGUCGAGCCGAUGAUCUCGGUGCUCCUGCCGAAGGCCGACGAUUCCAAUCACGCCGUCGCGGCCACCGUCCUCAAGGCGAUCGGCGAGCUCGCGACGGUCGGCGGCGAGGAUAUGCUCCCGUACAAGGACAAGCUCAUGCCGAUCAUCAUCAGGGCGUUGAAGGACCACGCGUCCAGCCUCAAGCGCGAGGCCGCCUUGCACACGCUGGGCCAGCUCGCCAGCAACUCCGGAUACGUCAUAGACCCUUACCUCGAAUACCCCGAACUCCUCGACCUCCUCCAGCACAUCAUCCGCGCCGAGCCCCAGCGCGGUGCCCUGCGGCAGGAGACGAUCAAGCUGAUGGGAAUAUUAGGAGCGCUAGAUCCCUACAGGCAUCAGCAAGUCGAAGAGCGCGCCCCUGACGCCAAGCGGCGCGUCGAGACGAACCGGAUGACCGAUAUAUCGCUGAUGAUGACAGGACUCACUCCCUCGAACAAGGAGUACUACCCUACCGUAGUGAUCAACGCCCUCCUGAACAUACUGAAGGACCAUUCCCUCGCGCCGCACCACGCCGCGGUGAUCGAGGCCAUCAUGAACAUCUUCCGCACGCUGGGUCUGGAGUGCGUCUCGUUCCUGGACCGCAUCAUACCGGCCUUCUUGGACGUGAUUAAGGAUUGCCCCACGAGCCGCCUCGAGUCGUACUUCAACCAGCUGGCCACGCUGGUGAGCAUCGUUCGCCAGCAUAUCAGGAACUACCUGCCGCAGAUCAUCGAGUCGCUCCCCCCGUACUGGGAGAUGGCCCCGUCUCUCCAAGCCACGAUCUUGUCCCUGAUCGAGGCCAUCUCGAGGUCGCUGGAAGGGGAGUUCAAGAUCUACUUGGCGAGCCUGCUGCCCGCCAUGCUCGGGGUCUUGGAGAAGGACGCGACUACCAAGCGGAUUCCCUCCGAGAAGGUCCUCCACGCCUUCCUGGUCUUCGGCUCUAGCAGCGAGGAGUACAUGCACCUCAUCAUCCCCGUGAUCGUGCGGACGUUUGAGAAGCAGGGCCAGCCCACGUUCCUGCGGAAGUCGGCUAUCGAGACCGUCGGCAAGAUUUCCCGCCAGGUCAACCUCAACGACUACGCCGCCAAGAUCAUCCACCCCUUGACCAGGAUCCUCGCCAGCGGAGAGUCGUCCUUGCGGAUGGCGGCGCUGGACACCCUCUGCGCCCUGAUUCAGCAGCUCGGCAGGGACUACCUGCACUUCAUGGGCACCGUCACCAAGGUUCUCCAGGCCGGCCAGAUCCAGCAUCAGAACUACGAGCUCCUGGUUAGCAAGCUGCAGAAGGGCGAGGCCCUGCCGCAGGACCUGAGCUCGGAGACGCGCUUCGUCGACCAGCUGGACGAGCCGUCGUUCGCCGACCUCGGCAACAAGAAGCUGGAGAUGAACGCGAUCCACCUGAAGGCGGCCUGGGAUACCAAGGGGAAGUCCACCAAGGAGGACUGGCAGGAGUGGCUUCGGCGGUUCAGCACCACCCUCCUGACCGAGUCGCCCAACCACGCCCUCCGCGCGUGCGCCAUCCUCGGCAGCGUGCAUCUGCCGCUGGCCCGCGAGCUGUUCAACUCCGCUUUCGUCUCGUGCUGGAGCGAGCUCUACGAGCAGUUCCAGGACGAGCUCAUCCAGAACAUCGAAAACGCCAUCCGCUCCGAGAACGUGCCGCCGGACCUGCUCGGACUCCUGUUGAACCUCGCCGAGUUUAUGGAGCACGACGACAAGGCCUUGCCUAUCGAUAUUAGGGUCCUCGGCAGGGAGGCCGGCCGUUGCCACGCGUACGCGAAAGCUCUCCACUAUAAGGAGUUGGAGUUCCUGCAGGACCAGAGCGGGCCGGCCGUCGAAGCCUUGAUCGUCAUAAACAACCAGCUCCAGCAGUACGACGCCGCCAUCGGCAUCCUCCGCAAGGCGCAGCUCUACAAAGACGGCAUCCAGCUACGAGAGACGUGGUUCGAGAAGUUGGAGCGGUGGGAGGAAGCGUUGGCGUUCUACAACAAGAGGGAGUCGGAGAUGCCGCGAGACCAGGCGAUCCCUCUGGAUAUCGUCAUGGGCAAGAUGCGCUGCCUGCACGCCCUCGGCGAGUGGGAUGCCCUGGCGAGCUUGACGAGCAAUACUUGGGCCAAUUCGGCGCCGGAGAUCCAGCGGCGUAUCGCGCCGCUCGCGACCGCGGCCGCGUGGGGUCUGGGCAAGUGGGAUUCCAUGGACAACUAUCUGCAAUCCAUGAAGCGGAACUCUCCGGACCGUUCGUUCUUCGGCGCGAUACUGGCGCUCCAUCGCAACCACUUCCAGGAAGCUGCCCAGUGCAUCCAAGCCACGCGGGAAGGUCUCGAUACCGAACUUAGCGCCCUCGUGAGCGAGUCCUACAAUCGCGCGUACCAGGUCAUCGUCCGGGUGCAGAUGCUUGCGGAGCUCGAGGAGAUCAUCGUUUACAAGCAGGCCAAGGACCCGAAGAGGGCAACGAUGCGCCGCACGUGGGAGAGUCGUCUGAAAGGGUGCCAGAGGAACGUCGAGGUAUGGCAGCGUAUGCUGAGGCUGCGCGGCCUCGUCAUCACCCCGGCCGAGAACAUGCACAUGUGGAUCAAGUUCGCGAACUUGUGUCGGAAGUCGGGGAGGAUGGGCCUGGCCGAGAAGUCCCUCAAGCAGCUCAUCGGCACCGAUCAUCCCCUCGAUACGAUAAUCCCGUAUUGGAGCGAGAGCGGCCCGCCCCAGCAAGGCCCGGCGACGAGGAUCCCGCCUCAAGUAGUAUACGCGGUGCUUAAAUUUUACUGGGAAUACGGGCAGCAGCCUAACUUGCGUCAGACCGGCCACCCCGAGAAGACGCUCUUCUGCCUCCGAAAAUUCACCGCCGACUCCGCGCAGGCCCUCGAGAUGGCCCGAGCCUCGAUCCAGACCGCGCCCAGCGGCCCGGACCCGACGGGCGACUACGGCUUCCACAGCGGGAUGGACGCGGGUGUGCCCAGUUCCAGAACUCAGAAGCUGAUCCAGGAUCAGACCGUGCUCCUCGCGAAAUGCUUCCUCAAGCAGGGGGAGUGGCAGGUAUCUUUGAACAAGCAUGAUUGGCAGCACCGCAACGUCCAGGACAUCUUGACUUCUUACUCGAAGGCCACCCACUACAACCCCAGAUGGUACAAGGCCUGGCACGCGUGGGCUUUGGCCAACUUCGAGAUCGUCCAAGCCCUCAUUCCCGCCGCCGACAGGAACGCCCCGAGACCGGAUCCGUCCGUCAUCGUCAAUCACGUCGUCCCCGCCGUCCAGGGCUUUUUCAAGUCCAUCGCGUUGUCGUCGGGAAGCUCCCUCCAAGAUACGCUACGCCUCCUCACUUUGUGGUUCGCCCACGGCGGCAGCAGCGAAGUCAACGCGGCGGUCACUCAGGGCUUCGGAACCGUCAGCGUCGACACGUGGCUGGAGGUGAUCCCUCAGCUCAUCGCGCGCAUCAAUCAGCCUAACACGCGAGUGCGGCAGUCUAUCCACAACCUGCUCGCCGACGUCGGGCGAAAUCAUCCGCAGGCCUUGGUUUACCCGCUGACCGUGGCGAUGAAGUCUGCUCAGAGCUCCAGGAGGUCGAAGUCGGCCGCGCUGAUCAUGGAUAGCAUGCGCGCGCACAGCGCUAAGCUCGUCGAGCAGGCCGACACCGUGAGCAACGAGCUCAUCCGGGUCGCCGUGCUGUGGCACGAGCUUUGGCACGAGGGACUCGAGGAAGCUUCUCGAUUAUACUUCGGCGACCAUAACAUCGAAGGUAUGUUCGCCACUCUCGGACCCUUGCAUGAGCUGCUCGAGCGGGGCCCGGAGACGCUGCGCGAGAUCAGCUUCGCGCAGACGUUCGGCAGGGACCUCACGGAAGCGCGAGAAUGGUGCCGGCAAUACGAGACCAGCCACGACGUCAACGAUCUUAACCAAGCCUGGGACCUCUACUACCAGGUAUUCCGACGAAUAGGAAGACAGCUUCCGCAGAUGUCGUCGCUGGAACUCGCGUAUUGUUCCCCGAAGUUGUUGGCCGCCAAGGACCUCGACCUAGCCGUGCCCGGAACGUACCGGAGCGGUGCCCCCAUCGUCCGCAUCAUCUCGUUCGACUCGACCUUCAGCGUGAUCAACUCCAAGCAGAGGCCUAGGAAGUUGAACACGAACGGGAGCGACGGCAAUUCGUACGCCUUCCUGCUAAAGGGACACGAGGACAUCCGACAAGACGAACGCGUCAUGCAGCUGUUUGGCCUCUGCAAUACCCUCCUCGCCAACGACUCCGAGUGCUACAAACGCCACCUCGGUAUCCAGCGAUAUCCGGCGAUACCGCUCAGUCAAAACUCCGGUCUCCUCGGCUGGGUGCCCAAUAGCGAUACCCUGCACGUGCUGAUCCGCGAAUACCGCGAGAGCCGCAAGAUCCUCCUCAAUAUAGAGCAUCGCAUCAUGCUGCAGAUGGCGCCGGAUUACGACAACCUCACGCUCAUGCAGAAGGUUGAGGUGUUCGGUUAUGCGCUGGACAACACGACCGGUCAAGACCUGUACCGCGUCUUGUGGCUGAAGAGCAAGAGCUCCGAGGCCUGGCUCGAGAGGCGUACGAACUACACGCGCAGCUUGGGAGUUAUGAGCAUGGUGGGUUAUAUCCUCGGCCUAGGGGACAGGCAUCCUAGCAACUUGAUGCUCGACCGUAUCACCGGCAAGAUUAUCCACAUCGACUUUGGCGACUGCUUCGAGGUGGCCAUGAAGCGAGACAAAUAUCCGGAGAGGGUUCCUUUCCGUCUCACUAGGAUGCUGACGUAUGCUAUGGAAGUCAGCAACAUCGAAGGUAGCUUCCGAAUCACGUGUGAGCAUGUCAUGCGCGUGCUACGUGAAAAUAAAGAAAGUGUGAUGGCGGUUCUUGAGGCCUUCAUUCACGAUCCUCUGCUAACCUGGCGCCUGACGAACGCUGCGUCUCCCGUUGGCCCCAAUUUCCGGUCCGAUAGGGAGUCUUCUCUCGGCGCCGGCGCGCAACGGGCUCGCAGGCCGAGCAUUCUGGACGCGGAGCACCCGCCUUCCGAGUUCCUCGCGGCACAGCAGGCCGUUGCAGGCGUCGACUCUGCGCAUCCCGGCGGCCCGCCCGGUUCUCGAGCCAGGGCGCGCACCAACUCGAGUCUAGUCAACGGUGCGGGUCAGGUGCUAGACGGCGAGAUGGCCGAGAUACAGAACGCGCGCGCCGUUGAGGUGCUAGACCGCGUAAACCAGAAGCUGACCGGCCGCGACUUCAAGCCGACCGACGAGCUUGACGUGGUGACUCAAGUGAAUAAGCUAAUCAUGGAAGCGACGAAGUUGGAGAACUUGUGUCAGCAUUAUAUCGGUUGGUGCUCGUUCUGGUGAAAUCGUUGCGUCGGUUCAGGCUAGGUAUAGCCGGUGGACGGUUCUAUGAAUGAAUUCGAGGAUGAAGAUCCGGUUCGGCGUUUAUGUGGAUUU
Molecule: messenger RNA, 7616 nt
Organism: Annulohypoxylon truncatum
Lineage: Eukaryota; Fungi; Ascomycota; Sordariomycetes; Xylariales; Hypoxylaceae
Product: FAT-domain-containing protein
Exons: 6
Coding region: 213-7523 (2436 amino acids)
Biological process (GO): negative regulation of macroautophagy; TOR signaling; protein phosphorylation
Cellular component (GO): TORC2 complex; TORC1 complex; nucleus
Molecular function (GO): protein binding; protein-containing complex binding; protein serine/threonine kinase activity
Source: RefSeq, a predicted model, not a curated record